This is a messenger RNA of Racocetra persica, 738 nucleotides long. NCBI's taxonomy places the organism in Eukaryota, Fungi, Glomeromycota, Glomeromycetes, Diversisporales, Gigasporaceae. The record is from the annotation of a GenBank genome assembly.
AUGAAAUACACCCAAGACAAGCGGGGGUUUUGGUUAAUAGUCAAUUACCGCAAACAAAAAUAUUUUGGAUUUUUAGACGAAGGAAUAUUAGGAAAAGCGAUAAACGACAAUCAGACCCACGAAACUUUGUUAAAAAUAGUGGAAAAUAUUGCAGAAAAGAUAAAGAAAAAAUUGGCAGAAAGUAAUUUUGAGUAUGGCGGAAAAGGACAAAGUAUUAAAGAAAUUGUGCCGUAUUUUCAAAGUUAUAGUAAUAGUUAUUGGGAACCAAUGAUCGGAGGCGACUACCCAAAAACACUUAUCAGACAAUUAGAAAGACAUAAACGAAACCAUAGCGAGGAGUAUUAUUAUAAGAUUAGAGAUCAAUUAAACCGAGUGAAGUUGACAGGAAAUAACCCGCCGAAUGUAAAUAAUGCGGGAAUGUUCUUAUAUCUUAACAAGGCGGGAUUUAACGGGUUAUAUAGAGAAAACGGCAAAGGUCUCAUUAAUGUUCCUCACGGACAUAAAGAAAAGGUUGCGUUAUUUACCCAGCGAAAUAUAACUGAAAUAAGCGAAUAUUUACGAACUAACAACAUUACGAUCAUUUGCCAAGAUUACGCGGAAAUUAGACCUCAAAAAGGCGAUUUUGUUUAUUUAGAUCCCCCAUAUGACGGGACUUAUAACGAUUAUACUGCCCGCGACUUUUGCCAAUUACGACUUAAAGAAUAUUGCGAUGUUUUGAACCGAGAAGGGAUUAAGUGA